CCAACCUUGUUCCUCCAUUUCGUCCUGGCUCUGUCUAAGGUUCAUCGUGCUGCAUUCUCAAUUUCACCUAUUCUAAAGCAAACGUCGAUUUUUCCUCGAAACUUUGAAUGCGACGCAUCUGCCGACAUGCGUCACAUCUGCGAAAAUUUCAGCAAACCCACCUCCUACCUCAUCCAAGUCUGAGUGGAGUACAUGGAACAAGACUGCUCACUGUCUGGUCUCCGACGACCAUUGAUGACUACGACCAUAAACGCAGGAGUGAAAUAACUGAUCUUUUAAUCGCGUUCUCUGCAACGAAAGAAACCAAGUUACAACGUCAACCUCUUUACUCUCAAUUAAGGCGUUUCGUGCAGUCUCGCUUUGGUACUCGCUUUGCUGUUAGCGACAUGAGCAUGCGGAGAUGGACCCAUGAUGUUGAAGGCGCUCCUGUAGAGCUCUCAAUAAUAGAUACUAAAUAUCCUCGUGGUAUUCCUCCCGAGGCAGUUGAAAGUGCUUACUCCGAUGCGUAUAACGCAGCACAGGUAGCUGUCGCGCUUCAAGAUUCAGGUUUUACAAACAUUCGAAUGCAGGCUAUCUAUCCGUCCACGGGUCCAGUACCCGGUCCCCAGUUUCCUGGAGAAAUUAUCUGUUCGUCUGAGCAACCCUUCGUGCUCUCGGUUCCUGGGCCUACUCUCGAGCCGACCGUGGUUUUACUACAGCAAUAUGCAUCAGUUACCCAUCGCCUAUCUCAGCUCUUCGUCAUCUUGCAUCUUUGGGCUCGAUCCCAUAACCUACAAGACGUGUUCUCACCUAGAAUUUUGGCAUUCAUAGCUAUACAUAUGUUCCAGAGAUUUGCUCGUAUACUAGAGCCACUUCAAGGAGAUACAGGUACGGGCACGUUGAAAGGCAGUGAUGUAUGGGUAUAUGGACCAUUUGGCCCGGAUGAUCAACCGCCUACAACUGCAUAUCAAGUUGAUACCAGAUUCAGACGUGCAACUCGACGUAAAGAGCCUCUGGUUCAAUUAGUGGAUUUGUUCUUCAGGCGCUGUCACGAGAACUACCUUCGUUCAAAUGUGUUGCUUAUUCAUGGUGACCAACCUCAUUCGAGGCUGAGGUCAUGGGAGGAAAUGGUGUUACCUGACCCAUUCAUCCAUAAUCACAACCAUGCGCAAACUAUACCCGCCGAAUCCUGGGCUCGCUUUUCGAAGCUUUGCGAUAACGCCCGCCUCGUCUUAGCUGAGCAAAAGCCACUGACUGCGAUUUUCGGCCAACAUCUACCUGAAUCCUAUUUCCAACCAGGACAACCAGCUACGCCAAUUCAAGACCUUCAUACUUACAUCAUGACUAGUUACGAGAAUACCCGGCCAACUCGUGAUGUCCACAAAAGACGCACUGAUACCAUCACAAAGGUACAGCGUGUGAUUAAGGAGAACUAUGAGAAGCGACACAAGGGGUAUAAAGUCAAAGUCUUUGGUAGCAGUGCAAUUGGGUUGGAUUCCGCCAGUAGUGAUCUUGACCUUGUCGUUCUCGAUCCAGCAAGGCCGGAUGGUUUUUCGCCCUAUGAAAAGAAUAAAUCCUUGGCACCAAUUUAUGCAAUCAAGAGAUUGGCCAAAGUAUUACAGAAGGCUGGUUUCAGGAGUAUUGAAGCGCGCGCAACCGCUACCGUCCCUAUAGUCAAGUUCAGGGAUCCCGACACGAAAAUAAAUUGCGAUCUGGGAGUAGGCGAACGAUUGGGUCUACUGAAUACCGCUCUGAUCAAGCAUUAUUGCGACAUGUUACCAAUCCUGCGCCCCUUUUUGUACGCGAUUAAAUCGUGGGCGAAGCCCCUCGGUCUCAACAACCCUUCGGGUGUUGCAUCGAGCUCUGCAACCUUCAGCAGUUAUGCCCUCACUUUGAUGACCAUUGGGCUCUUCCAAUCUAAAGGAUGGCUGCCGAAUCUACAGCAGGAUGUAGGUGAUUCUGAAUCUUUCUAUUGGUUCAAGUCAAAAUCCGGCCGCAUCCUGUGCAAUACGAGCUUCAAGAGGAUGCCUGAAUGGAAGCCGAAGGACGUGUCCAUUGAUGAGGCUCUCCUUAGUUGGUUCAAAUUCUGGGGUGACGAAUUUCAGUAUGAAUCGGAGCUAGUUAACAUCAAGGAUGGCGGUAUAGUCGCUAGGGGUCGCAAUGGGUACUCCGUACCAAACACUGCUGCUGUAUCGGACGACGAUGUAGACGACAAUCAGGAACCGGAUGUGGAUAGUCUUGAAGAAAACCCUUCCUGGGGGUUGAAAUGCACCGGGACAGAGGAAUCGUCGGAUGCUGAACUCAAAACUGACUCUAUAUCUGACGCUGAUGAGCAAGAUGGGGAAACCACAUGCUUGGAUGAUGACAAGAUGCCACCUUUGGAUAUGGCCGAGGACGAGGUCAACGAAUUCGACCUCCCAGCCCCUGACAGAUACGACGAUGGCAUGCCUCAUCCAGAUGCAGAACCUUCGGAAUGGAUCGGACACCCGAUCGUUGUGGUAGACCCGUUCAUCCCAACCAAAAAUACCGCUGCCAUGCUCGUUCACAGAAAGGUCCAAGAUUUCCGUCGGGAAUGCACGAAUGCGCAUAGGAUGCUACAAAAAGGCCAUUCUUGGAUAAAGGUGAGAUUUCAGAGUCUGCGCGGUUGCGGUUGCGAUCACCAAGGGCAUGACUGGGCCGGCGUGGGUCUUUUGUUUAUCUCGCCAAGUUUGUUUGCCAGGGGCUACGGCGAUGGAGAUGAGGUCUCUCUCUGUACCUAGUCCGGGAGAUUUGUUCUAAUACACAAUUUACUGCCUAUAUACCUUCAUAUUCUAUGUAAAUACUAGCAAUCCUGUAAUGACAUCUAUAAUCAAACUCACACUAAUGC
This is a messenger RNA of Somion occarium, 2845 nucleotides long. The record is from the annotation of a GenBank genome assembly. Lineage: Eukaryota; Fungi; Basidiomycota; Agaricomycetes; Polyporales; Cerrenaceae.